Messenger RNA from Caenorhabditis auriculariae, 4578 nucleotides. The record is from the annotation of a GenBank genome assembly. NCBI's taxonomy places the organism in Eukaryota, Metazoa, Nematoda, Chromadorea, Rhabditida, Rhabditidae.
AUGCUGGAGGGAGAGCGUUGGGUAGACGAACUGACGGCUUCCCUAAUAGGAUCAGACCUGUGUUAUUACUUGCUAUUGAUUCCUAGCCUCGUUCCUGUUCUCAUCUUUUUUCAUUUCCUCAUUUUACUAGGUAUAAAACAAGAUUCGAGAAAAUCAAUUCUUAAUUCUUCAAGGUAACGAGUUCUUUGUUAACAACUGAAAUGGCGGAUGUGGCAGCGAUUCCAAGAUAUUUAGACGGAACUUUUCCAACGCUUCCUGAAGAAGUCAAGGAUUACGUGUCCGGUAGAAACCUAUUUCCAACCUUAGGAGAGAAAAAAAAACCAUUACAGCUGUGUUGAAAGAAAACGCGGAUGAGUUGACGUCAUUGGAAGAAGUUAUGGACGCAGUUGGAGAUCACCUACAAGUUUUUAAUUUGGACCUCCAGCUUUUCAUUUCAUUUCCAGGCUUCGGUUGAUGAUUUGAGUGAUGAAGGAGUUCAUAAUGCAUGCAAUUAUUUGCUCCGUCUUUUGCAUGGAGAGUGAGUUUUUUUUUUCCAGUUCACCAACUAUCAGAUUAGCAAGUAUCUUUUAAGAAAAGAUAGGAUCGGAGAGAAAAAAUGGUAAAAUAAUUUUAAUUGGCAUUGGAUGUGUUGAGCUUGCUUUUUUCAGACAGUGCUUUCAAUAUUGAAAAUGUCGGUAUUCUUCAGCAUUGUUUUCUUUCCCUCGAAGACGAUAAUUAAAAUUUUGAAACUCUUUUUUGUCGGCUUUCAUUGCAUUAACUUGAGCACUGCUUACCAACUUUUUAUUUGAAAGAUUCCCAUUUUUCCUCACAAGAAGAAAAUUAAAAAAAAAAACGGUUUUGCAGCAACCUGCCAAAAGCAGUCAGAAAACAAGAAGCGACGACGAAAAGACUUGAGCAAACAGUGGAUAUGGCAGCUGAGAACCAAGAUUUUGCCGCCCUCGAAAGCAUUUGGAAGGUUCAAACGCGAGACACUCCUAUAGUAAGGCCGUCUUAUAUGAAAGUUGCAAUGGCAAUUCCAAGAUCGUCGACAAGAAGAAGCUGGAGAAGGCGGACGCUAGAGCAGCCUUGAAAGCUGACGCCCGAGCUGCCGAGGCUCCCACUGAGCGGCGCAAACGCAAGAACGAACCAUCGGCUACUGCUUCUCAGGUAUCGGGCUCUCCCAUUCGAGUAAAAAAUUGCGACAAAAAUAAAUUACAUUAUAAAGUUAAUUUUCGAAUAUUCCGAAAUUCUCUCCGGAAAAGAACGCGGUUGGUUUCAUUUUCGCUUCUUCAAAAUACGCCAAUAGGUUCAUUCUGUUCUUUUCUUUUGAUAUUAUCUUUUUAAUUGGUUCGAUCAGAUUCUAUCAUUCUGAUUGCCUAGCAAUCAUCGUUUACUCAACAAAAAUAGGUAUUCAAUCCAGUAACUUAUAUAUUUUUUCACAGAUACGCGAUUUUUUUUAGGCCGAUGAGCAUGCAUGUGUUCUCGGAAUGGAAAAAGCUCAAAAAGUUAAUUUCGCAAAAAUAAUUUUUUUUUUCGAUCACCUAAAAUUGUCGUUUUUUUGUUUUUGUUUUGAAUGGCAAAGUUCAGGCCCCGAUGAAAGAAGCUGCACGUGGAACGAACUCGAAAGACGUGAAGCUGGAGAGCGUCGACAUAUCGAUUGGCACCAAGUAGGAAAAAUGAAAAUAGUUUUAUUUUUUUAAUUUUUGUGUUUAUAGACAACUUCUUUCGUGUGCGGAUCUAACAAUGGCUUUCGGUCGGCGUUACGGUCUUGUUGGCCGAAACGGUAUCGGAAAAACAACACUAUUGAAAAUGAUUUCUGGGUAAUAUUUUUCAUUCAUCAAUUUCUGUCGAUGAAUGGUAUUUUUACAGAGGACAGUUGAAAAUCCCACAGAACAUUUCCCUUCUAUCUGUCGAGCAGGAAGUGGAGGGCGACGAAACGCGAGUCCUCGACGCAGUUUUGCUCAGCGACACGCGACGUCAAAAGCUUAUCGAUCGCGAGAAAACGCUCCAGUCGCGCCUGAACAAGUUCAUUGAAUCUUGCUAAGAACCCAUCAAUAUUGUUUUCAAGGGAAAAUAUCACGGACGCCGAAAAGAACAAAUGGAGCGAUGAACUAAAUAAACUCUACGCGGAGAUGGAGGCGCUGCAGCUCGACAAGGCUCCCGCUCUAGCCUCUUCCAUUCUUUACGGUCUCGGUUUCACACCUGAUGAACAGAAGAGACCAACCAAGGUUUUUUUCGUUCAGCCCCUGGAUGUUCAACUCUUCGGUGCAACUUUUCGUUCGUAAAAGGACAGUUUUUCAGGAAUUCUCUGGUGGUUGGAGGAUGCGUGUGGCCUUGGCUCGAGCUCUAUUCGUCAAGCCAGAUUUGUUGUUGCUCGACGAACCGACAAACAUGUUGGACAUGAGGGCCGUUUAUUGGUUGGAGGGCCAUCUUCAGGCAUCGCCUUUCGCGUUUUUCCUGUUGACAGCUGCUUCGUUUCAGGGCUGGGAAGGAACCAUCCUCACAGUUUCCCACGAUCGAAAGUUUCUCAACGAGAUCUGCACGGACAUCGUCCAUCUGCACACGCGACGACUCGACCAUUACAAAGGAAAUUAUGACCAGUUUGAGAAGGUGACCACAUUUGCGGAUGGUAGAAAAGUUUGCUCUUCAGACGAUGAAGGAGAAACUGACGCAACAGCAGCGGGAGUAUGAGGCGCAGCAACAGCUCCGUUCUCACACUCAGGAGUUUAUCGACAAGUUCAGGUGGGUUGAGAAGAGGUCGGCUUGAAAUGAAAGCCUGGAACUCUAGGUACAAUGCGAAAAGAGCCGCGAUGGUGCAGUCUCGUAUUAAGAUGCUGGAAAGGCUGUGAGCUGAUUUUUCUGUCUUUCUAUGCUCAUCGUUCGCUCAGACCGACGCUUCUGCCGGUGGAGCUGGAGUCAGACAUCCAUUUCAAGUUCCCCGAGUGCGAGCCGCUCAACAACCCUGUGCUGCAGCUCGACGAGGUCUCCUUCAAGUACAAUGGCGAAAAUUCGCCUUUCUUGUUCCGCAAACUCAACCUCGGAACCCACACGGCGUCUCGCAUUUGCAUUGUAAGCUUCGAAUUCUCAUUUGAUUCGAGAGAAAAAAAGAACUAUACAAUUUUUUUUCAUGCGAAACGGAAAGCUGUACAUUAAGCAUUCAAAUGCUUUUCCGGCUCCAAAAUUUCGAACUUUUUAGAAGAGUCGAAACUAAAAAAUAUAAAUUCAUGCAAGUUAAAAAUUUAAAAAAAUUAUAAGCUACGAAUUUCGAAAUGUUUGUUUCACCGUGAUUACCUCUCCGUUUGAUCUAUUUUGUCUUGAUACUGUUUUUUUUUUGUCUGAAGAACCUAUCUCGUAGGUUGGAGAAAACGGUGCUGGUAAGACGACGCUUCUGAAGUUGCUUCUCGGAGACCUGGAGCCUUCUGUCGGUACGAGAAACGUAAACAGGCUAGUUUGAACUCUUAUUUUCUUCAGAAAGUUAGGAUCCUUUGCAAUUUUUUUUGACGAACUUAUUCCUUUUUCUGCUGUCAAUCUAACAAUUUCGGUUGAAGGCGAAUCCGCAUUGCCUACUUCACACAGCACCACGUUGAUCAACUCGACAUGGACACUUCGGCCAUCGAAGUUCUGAUGAAGAACCACCCAGGUAGCAGCUGAACUCUUUCGUUGCCUGAGUGAGACUUUUAGGAAAGACCCAAGAAGAUUAUCGUGCGGCUCUUGGCCGCUUUGGUCUGGCCGGCGACAUGGCUCUCCAGGCCGUGGAGACCCUUUCCGGAGGUCAAAAGUCUCGUCUCGCCUUUGCCAAUCUUGCUCUGAUGAAGUUUGUUGUUUCUUUCAGAUUCCCAUUUUCACCAAAAGUAGUAAAGAAGCAAAAUAUUUCAGCCUGGGGGCAUUCGGCUUUAAAUUUAUUUUCAUUUCCAUAUUUUUUUAAACUAAAAAUUUCACUCACAUUGAGUUCAUUUUUUCGUUUCGUUCUGGUUACUCUUCAUUUUUCUUUCCUGGAAAAAAUAGUAAGAAUUACUUAUUGAAAAAAAGUAAAGGUAACGGAGUGGUACCGAAAAAAAAUUCGUUAUCUCAAAAGUUGGUUUGGUAUCUUACAAACCAUCAAAUACAUUGGAGAUAUUAUUUUAUCAGAUAGCCAACCGCUGAGUUCACUUCCAUUGGAAAUAUAAUAAGCUGUCAUAUACGGCGUAAGAAUUUUUUUUGAAUUUAAGGUUCAUACCUUUUUCCAGUAACAUUUGAGAUACCUAAUCAAAGUUGACCGAACGUUUUUUUCAGUCCGAAUUAUUUGAUCCUUGACGAGCCCACUAACCAUUUGGACGUUGAAACAGUAGAAGCUCUUGGAAAAGCUCUCAACACCUUUAAUGUAGGUUUCCUUUUUUUUUGCCGUCGAUGUUUCUUUCAGGGAGGCGUCGUGCUUGUUUCUCACGAUGAACAGCUGAUCGAACUCGUUUGCAAGGAAUUGUGGGUUGUGAAGGUGGGAGUCAUUUCCACUUUGAUUGGUUUAUUUAUUUUUUUUCUUAGGACCGAAUGGUCACCAAUUUGGAGGGCGGACUCGAGGAGUACCGGAAGCAAGUUUACAAGCAGCUCCAGCUCUCUAAUUGA